AUGGAGCAAUGCAGGCAGCGAUGCCAAGCCAUCCACAAGACAUCGCACCCAAAUAUUUGGAUAAUACCGUUCAGUAGCGAAAUUGACUAUCAAAUUGUCAUCGGGGUUGUAACAGCUGCUGAAGUAUCCGGUGACAUUUGUCAUCAUUUAUUAGAUGAACUUGAGAAAUCAUCGAGAUCUCGAAUUCAUCUUGUUGGUUUCUCCGUGCCUCUGAAGUACGAGGAGUCGGAAGACAGUGAUGACGUUGAUGAGAAGAGUGACGAUGAAGACGACACUGGGACGGAAGACCGGCUGUCGGACUCUGAGUCUGAUCGUCGAGGAUACGUUGCUAUUUUUUUGCGAAAGGCAUAUACUAAUUUUGGUUGA
This is a messenger RNA of Gryllus bimaculatus (two-spotted cricket), 366 nucleotides long. The record is from the annotation of a GenBank genome assembly. Lineage: Eukaryota; Metazoa; Arthropoda; Insecta; Orthoptera; Gryllidae.